Molecule: messenger RNA, 2284 nt
Organism: Scatophagus argus
Lineage: Eukaryota; Metazoa; Chordata; Actinopteri; Scatophagidae
Gene: xpnpep1
Product: X-prolyl aminopeptidase (aminopeptidase P) 1, soluble
Exons: 20
Coding region: 246-2129 (627 amino acids)
Molecular function (GO): metalloaminopeptidase activity
Source: RefSeq, a predicted model, not a curated record
GAUAGUCAUAGUGAUUCCAUUACUAUCCAGUGUCCUCUGGCCUUUGCUGUUUUAGAUUUUUGUAGUGGAAGUAGGUCACAGAUCCGCCAGCACCUUUCAUUUAGUCUAUUCUCUUUUAAUAUUUAACUUCGGUGACAGUUGCUUAAUCAGCAUGUAACAGCAGGUUAAAGAUCCAGGUGUGGACUGUGACACCAGGAUCAUAGUCAGGCAGGCAAUAGUUAGUCACUGUUCAGCUUUGAGUCAACAUGGCUUCCCAACACUCAGACAUGUCUCCAAAGAUCACAGGAGAGCUGCUCAGGCAGCUUCGCCAGGCCAUGAGGAGUUGUAAAUAUUUCUCUGAACCCAUACAGGCUUACAUUGUCCCAUCUGGAGAUGCACACCAGAGUGAAUACAUUGCACCGUGUGACUGCAGACGUGAAUAUAUCUGCGGAUUUAACGGCUCCGCAGGCACAGCCAUCAUCACGGAGCAGCAUGCUGCAAUGUGGACUGACGGGCGAUAUUUCCUCCAGGCCAGUCAGCAGAUGGACAACAACUGGACGCUUAUGAAGAUGGGGCUGAAGGAGACACCCUCUCAGGAGGACUGGCUGAUCAGCAUCCUGCCUGAGAACUCCAAAGUGGGAGUAGAUCCUUGGAUCAUUGCUGCUGAUCAGUGGAAGAACAUGUCCAAAGCUCUGACUGGUGCAGGCCACUCUCUGGUGGCAGUGCAGGAUAACCUGAUUGAUGCCAUUUGGACCGACCGUCCAGAAAGACCCAGCACACAGCUCCGCACCUUAGGGCUGGACUACACUGGUAUUUCCUGGCAAGACAAGAUUACAGCACUGCGAGCCAAGAUGACAGAGCGAAAAAUCACCUGCUUUGUUGCCACCGCGUUGGAUGAGAUUGCAUGGCUUUUUAACCUCCGUGGUGCAGACAUCGAGUACAACCCAGUUUUCUUUGCGUAUGCCAUCGUGGGGAUGAACACAAUAAGGCUUUUUGUGGACGUAAAGCGUCUCUCUGAUCCUGCACUGAGAGACCAUCUGCAGCUGGACUCCCCCAGCAAGCCUGAGCUGAGCAUCCAAACGUUCCCAUACGAGUCGGUCUACACUGAGCUCCAGGCCAUCUGCGCCGCACUCGGCCCCAAGGACAAAGUGUGGAUCUGUGACAAGGCCAGCUGUGCUCUCACACAGGUCAUCCCUAAGGGCCACAGGACUCCAAUUCCCUACACUCCACUGUGCCUCGCCAAGGCUGUGAAGAACGCCACUGAGAUACAAGGCAUGAAAAUGGCCCAUAUCAAGGAUGCAGUUGCCCUGUGUGAACUCUUUUCUUGGUUGGAAAAGGAGAUUCCAAAAGGCAACGUGACUGAGAUCUCUGCUGCUGAUAAGGCCGAAGAAUUACGCAGUCAGCAGAAAGAUUUUGUUGGCCUCAGUUUCCCCACAAUUUCCAGCGUUGGUCCAAACGGAGCAAUCAUUCAUUACAGACCUCUGCCUGAAACCAACAGAACCCUCACCAUGAACGAAGUUUACCUGAUCGACUCUGGAGCUCAAUAUGUUGAUGGGACCACAGAUGUCACACGCACCAUGCAUUUUGGGACACCAUCUGCUUUUGAGAAGGAAUGCUUUACCUAUGUGCUGAAGGGACACAUAGCUGUUAGUGCUGCUGUUUUCCCCAAUGGAACCAAAGGCCACCUGCUGGAUUCGUUUGCUCGUUCCGCUCUGUGGGAUUCAGGGCUCGACUACCUACACGGUACAGGCCACGGCGUGGGCUGCUUCCUCAACGUCCACGAGGGACCAUGUGGCAUCAGCUACAAGACCUUCGCUGAUGAACCUCUGGAGGCCGGCAUGAUCGUCAGUGAUGAGCCUGGAUACUAUGAAGAUGGCUCUUUUGGCAUUCGUAUUGAGAAUGUGGUCCUCGUCGUACCAGCCAAGCCCAAAUACAACUACAGAAACAGAGGUAGUCUGACAUUUGAGCCCCUCACGCUGGUUCCUAUCCAAGUCAAGAUGAUGAACACAGAGCUGCUCACUCAGAAGGAGCGGGACUGGGUGAACGAGUACCACAGGACGUGCCGGGUGGUGGUUGGAGCAGAACUGGAGAGGCAGGGCAGGAAGGACGCACUGGAGUGGCUGAUCAGAGAGACCGAGCCAGUCAUGUGAGGGCCGACUCUCUUGCAAUCCGAUCCUUUUUGCUGAUUGUUCUGCAGUGAUAAUCGUUUCUAUUUUUCUCAUCUUUCUCGGUGUCUCACACUUCUUUUGUAAAGCACAUCGUAUCAGCAGUUUUAUUAAAGAUCAUUAAAAAAAUCAAGAAAGAA